Molecule: messenger RNA, 2020 nt
Organism: Dermatophagoides pteronyssinus (European house dust mite)
Lineage: Eukaryota; Metazoa; Arthropoda; Arachnida; Sarcoptiformes; Pyroglyphidae
Gene: Manf
Product: mesencephalic astrocyte-derived neurotrophic factor
Biological process (GO): dopaminergic neuron differentiation; neuron projection development
Cellular component (GO): endoplasmic reticulum; ribonucleoprotein complex
Molecular function (GO): calcium ion binding; RNA binding
Source: RefSeq, a predicted model, not a curated record
UAUGGAAUAAUAGACAACAGCGAUGGGAAAAAAAGAGAGCGAGUGCAAAAGAAGAACAAGAAGAAGAGAGUAGUAAGCGCCUGAAUGAUUGACGUGAUAUGUUGAUGCUGUUGUCCGUCUUUCUCUGUGUGUGUAUUGUGUUCGGGUUUUUUUUCGGGUUUGGAAAAGAAUAAGAAUUCUUGGAUCAUAGAAUAAUCAUUGAUUUUUUUAUGGUCAUUGUAAUUUGUUUACAAUAGAAUUUUAUUUGAAAAAUGUCAUCAACACAGAAUACGACAGCAGCCACUACCAUAACAAACAGUGAAAAUGACCAAUCAAUGUCUUCGGCACAAUCAGCCGCUUCAUCAUCACCAUCAUCAUCAAUGUCGAAUAGUAAAGCCAAUUUGAUUAUUAAUUAUCUUCCGCAAACUAUGACAGAUGAAAGUUUUCGUGUCAUGUUUGCCAAAUACGGUGAUAUUAGAUCAGCACGAAUAAUACGGAAUAAAAAUUCCGGCUAUUCAUAUGGUUUUGGUUUUGUCGAAUAUUUCCGACAAGAAGAUGCUGAAAUGGCCAUUAAAAAUCUUAAUGGUAUUGUUAUGAAUAAUAAAAAGAUGAAAGUAUCAUAUGCACGGCCAUCAAGUGAUGAUAUAAAAAAUGCCAACAUUUAUGUCACCAAUUUGCCUUCGACAUUUACCGAAAAUGAUGUUAGAGAACUGUUUGCCGAAUGUGGCGAUAUUAUACAAUGUCGAUUGAUUGGAAAUCGAAGUGGUACAGCAUUUGUUUUGUUCAAUCUCAAUGAACAGGCACGACAAGCUAUCGAUCAAUUUGAUCGUAAGUUGGUGCCCGGUACUAAUUGUCGGAUGAAAGUUAAAUUCGCCACCAAUGAGCCAAACAAAAAAAUGACGAUCAAAGAUGAUAAUAAUGAUUUUAGUGAAAAUAAUAAUAAUAUAAAUCUCACACCACCCACGGCGAAACAUCAAAAACGUUACCAUAAUCAAUCUAACAAUAAUAAUCUUUUUAACAAUUCAGCCAAUCAACGAUUAUCAUCCGGUCCUAUGCGCAAUACAUCGCAUCAUAAUCGUUAUAAUCCUUUAGCACAAUUCCAUGUACAACAAGCACCAAUGGUCGAUGAUCCAUCAAUGUUAUAUUCAGACCGUAAUCACCACCACCAUCAUUCAUCACAUCAUCAUAAUCCAUAUGGUACAAUGAAAAUGGUGGGAGAUUCUUCACAAUAUUUUGCUACAAGUAAUGCCGAUCUUUUUGCUACAGCAGGCAAUGGCGGCAGUUAUGAUGGAAAUCAGCUUGAUCCAACGAACAGCGGAAGUGGAAGCAGUAGUGGUGGUUUAAAUGAAUAUAUUCUUUUUGUUUAUAAUAUCGGACCCGAAACAGAUGAAUAUAAUUUGGGCAAAUUAUUCUCCUACUAUGGCCAAGUUUUGAGAGUCAAUGUUAUACGUAAAGGUGGACCACAAAAUGCUGGAGAAGGUAAAGGCUAUGUCUGUGUUGGCGUCAUGAAUAAAUUAAUAUCCAAAUUAUCAUCGGACGAAAAAUCUGAUCCUCAAAAAAUUGAACAACGUUUUCGUGAAUUUUGUUUAGAAACAAAAAAAGCUGAAAAUCGUUUUUGUUAUUACAUUGGGGGUUUAGAAGAAUCAGCAACCAAAAUUUUGGGUGAAAUGUCCAAACCAUUAAGUUGGGGUAUGCCAGCUGAAAAAAUCUGUGAAAAAUUACAGAAAAAAGAUUCACAAAUCUGUGAUCUCCGUUAUGAGAAGAUAAUCGAUUUGAAAACUGUCGAUCUGAAAAAAUUAAAAGUAAAAGAUUUAAAAAAAAUUCUAUCCGAUUGGGAUGAAACCUGUGAUGGGUGCAUCGAGAAAGCCGAAUUUAUAAGUCGUAUUGAACAGCUCAAAUCAAAAUAUAUACGUGAAGAUUUAUAGGGUAUAAUUUGUAAAAUCGAUAUUAUAGAUUUAUUUUAAAAAUGAACUUAAUUUAUCCCAACAAAUUUCCAUUUGUUUAACACAUACACACAUUCUAUGAAAAAAAUUAAUCAUUU